Messenger RNA from Terrapene triunguis (Three-toed box turtle), 897 nucleotides. RefSeq names its product NF-kappa-B inhibitor delta-like. Bases 1 to 897 code for a protein of 298 amino acids. Gene Ontology annotation, molecular function: protein binding. The transcript has 8 exons. Gene Ontology annotation, biological process: regulation of gene expression. Lineage: Eukaryota; Metazoa; Chordata; Testudines; Emydidae. Gene Ontology annotation, cellular component: nucleus. The record is from RefSeq and is a predicted model, not a curated record.
AUGAGGGAAUACACACUGGCAGCCGCAGAGCGUAUGAGAGAGCUGCGAAGACUAGAUGCCAAGGAGCACAGAGGAAAGACUCCCCUGUUGGUUGCUGUAGCUGCCAGACAACCAGCCAUAGUCUAUGAUUUGAUACUGACAGGGGCUGAUGUCAAUGCUGUGGACGAUAAAGGGCAAUCUGCGUUACACCUCGCGGCAACAUAUGGAUACGCACAAGUCAUUCAGUUAAGGAUUGAGAAAACUCCCAAUCCACAAUUCUGUAUCCUCCAACUAGACAUCCAGCAAAAACAGGUUAUUAUGUCACUAGGUUUCCCGUACGAUUUAGAAAUGAAGGAUUUUGAAGGCCAUACCCCACUUCACUGUGCUGUUCUGUCCCAUAACUCCCUGUUCCGAGAGCAGCAAUGUCACCUUACACUAACCGAGGAACAGAGAAAAGAACUUCAGUACCAGAGUGAGGAGGUGCUAUCAUGUAUCCACCUUCUGGUGCAGAUGGGAGCCUCCAUCCACAGCCGAGAUGUUAAAAGCAACAAGACAGUACUUCAUUACACGGUACAGGAUGGGAACAUCUCCCUGCUCAAGUACUUCUUAGAACUAAAUGCUUUCAUGUCUGAGGACUUUGUCAACAGUAAGGCUCAUGGUAACACAGCUUUGCACAUGGCAGCUGCUCUUUAUCAGGACAAAAAUCAGGAAGAAAUUAUCAAAUUGCUCCUGGACCAUGGGGCAGACCCAAGCAUCCGAAACUUAGACAACGACCAGGCAAUUCACAUGGCACAGUCAGGAAAGGCUGGCGAUCGGAUGUUUGGGAAGGACGUUGUCAUGCUGAGCAAGUAUUUGGGAGAAAUGAUGGUCACGGCUAUGCUGGACCAAGGAGAUCAGGAUUCAGGUCUCAGCUCUUAA